AGGCCAAACUCUUCUCCACCCGAAAACCCUACUCAGAGCCACAGCUUCUUAUAGCCCUCAGAAAUGGCGAAGUCAAAAAAUCACACAGCUCACAACCAAUCUUACAAGGCUCACAAGAAUGGCAUCAAGAAACCCAAGAGGCACCGCCACACUUCCACCAAAGGGAUGGAUCCAAAGUUCUUAAGGAACCAGAGGUAUGCGAGGAAGCACAACAAGAAGAGCGGAGAGUCUGCCACUGAAGAAGAGUGAAAUUUUAAUGGCAAAUGAUCUAGCUUUGUCUUGUGUUUUCUAAUUUCGGCUUUUGCUAUGGAAUUGGGUUUUUUUUCUUUAAUUAUAUCAGUUUUAGUUGUAUUCUUAUUCUGGUAUUACUGCUUCUCUUUGUUA
Hibiscus syriacus is the source of this 384-nucleotide messenger RNA. RefSeq names its product 60S ribosomal protein L29-1. Gene Ontology annotation, molecular function: structural constituent of ribosome. NCBI's taxonomy places the organism in Eukaryota, Viridiplantae, Streptophyta, Magnoliopsida, Malvales, Malvaceae. The transcript is spliced from 3 exons. Bases 64 to 249 code for a protein of 61 amino acids. Gene Ontology annotation, cellular component: cytosolic large ribosomal subunit; ribosome. Gene Ontology annotation, biological process: cytoplasmic translation. The record is from RefSeq and is a predicted model, not a curated record.